This is a messenger RNA of Hydractinia symbiolongicarpus, 4526 nucleotides long. RefSeq names its product GRB10-interacting GYF protein 2-like. Lineage: Eukaryota; Metazoa; Cnidaria; Hydrozoa; Anthoathecata; Hydractiniidae. The record is from RefSeq and is a predicted model, not a curated record. Bases 142 to 3606 code for a protein of 1154 amino acids. The transcript is spliced from 27 exons. Gene Ontology annotation, molecular function: protein binding.
AAAAAUGCAAGACCGGUAUAAAAUUUAAUUUUAGAGAGUUUGGUCAUAAGAACACACCAGAAGUAAGGAAGCAAGACAAUUUUAUCCUCCUCCGAGAAACAUCAAACAUUUUUUUAACGAAUCUAUAUUAAAUUUAGAUAAAUGAUGUCAAGCUUAACAUUUGGUCCACAAUGGGUAAGAGAUUUGUCAAGUGGGGACAGUGGUGCUGCUGCGCCACCAAACACACCACCUCCUCGCAAGUACAAAUUAGCAGAAUUUCGAUAUGGUCGUGAGGAAAUGCUGGCUUUACUUUCUGAAGAUUAUGAAAUUCCAUUGGGGUUAAAAGAGUUUGAGGAUAUUAUAAAUGAAAGACCUGUUGCACCACUGGCUUUUAUUCCUGUUUCUGAGGAAGAAGAGCGAUGCUUGAUUGGUGGUGUAAACAGUUUGCUGGUCUUAAAAAUGACGGGACGCGGUGGACCAGGAAUGAGAGGAAGAGGUGGAAUGAGGGGUGGAAGAGGUAGAGGAAGGGGUGAUUAUUCCCUACAUCGCUCAGUUUCUUCAACUGAUGAUACAUAUGGUCAAAGAUCUUGGGCAGAUUCAAGCCUUUCACGUGGUGGGUUUCAUCGACCUGUUGGGAGAGGGGAAAGUCUUGAAGGUGGCACAUCUCGCCCUGGAUAUGAUUCACGGGCUCGGUUGUCUAGUGAAGGAGCAUAUCCAGCAAGACCAGGUGAAUAUUGGAGAUCUAACAGUCAAGAACCAGCUGCUGCAACAACCCCUGGAGAGGAUGAAUGGAGACAGACCUUAGCUAAUAAACCUUGGACUGGAAAGAAGGGGUCUGCAGAUAACAACCGCAAUUGGAGGGAUGCAAAGGAUAACCAAGUACACGAAUCAUUAACACGCACUAAGUCUUGGUCACGCAUGCAAAACAACGCGGAGUCAGACCUACCUGAGUGGUGCAUGGAUGACAGUGUUGAUGGUAGCAUGCCAGGUAGUUUUGAUGCAUCUGGUCAGUUCAGAGCUUUUAAAGAAAAGGGCAAUGGUGACGAAAAUGAUAAAGCUUCUGAGCUGGUUGAAGACGCAUUUGAAGAUGAAAAAGAACAGGAACCACAAAAUAACGACAGCAAAAAUGAAUUAAAUGGCACAAAAACUUCUGAAAAUAAAGACACAAAAACAAAAUCGAACACUAAAGAAAAAAAUAAAAUAAAAUCUGAACCUGACCCUGAUAAGGAAAAUUUGAAGGUUUCUAAGCAUUCACCUAUAGCAAACAAUGUUAAACCACCUGAAAGUGAAGAUAAGCUAUCGAAUGAACAAGAAAAAAAUGAGAAAUACCAACAACCACAACAAAAUAACACUAGUCAAAAUACCACUCAAAUGCCAUCUAGUGAACACAAAACUAUAGACGAAGAUUACGAAUUAAACCUAGAUCACAUUACAAGCAUGGUAGCAAAACUUGAUGAUGAAUCUGAUGAAGAAGAACGUGUUAACAAAGGUGUGCCUUCUCAUGCCUUGGCAUCACAAAAUUCCUCUGUAGAUCCCAGUAUUGUGUUUGCGAAAAAAGCAGAGCCUGGUAAAUCAAUAAAUGGUCUUCAUGAUUGGAUCUAUCGCGAUCCACAAGGUGAAAUCCAAGGACCUUUUAACAACGAUGAAAUGUUGGAAUGGUUUAAGGCAGGCUAUUUUACGAUGGGAUUACAAGUUCGAAGAGUAUGCGAUGAAAUGUUUUUGCCACUAGGAGAUGUUAUCAAGUUAUGGUCCAGAGUUCCUUUCCUUGCUAAAAGUCAGCCUCCACCUAUAACAAAUCAGAUGUUGUUACAACAUCAGCAGGCACAGCAGAACCAACUACAACAACAAACUCAACUCCAGCAACAAAACCAACUGCAACAACAAACCCAACUACAACGUUUACUUCAGCAACAGCAGCAGCAACAAAUGAGGCAAGCUUUGCUGAAGCAGUUACAGGUUCAACCAGAUGGCAGGCCACAGGAUUUAGGUCUUCCUGCAGAAUUAUCUGUAUGGGGUGAUUCGUCAAACAAUGCAACACCAAGUUCUGUUGCAAGUCCUUGGACUCCAACACAGGAACAAAAUGCUUGGUCCUUACGAAAAUCACCUCAAAAUGCUUUAAGUUUGCGGCAAAUAGAGGAGGACCAACAAAGACAAAUUCAGUCUAAUGGCAUGAAGGAAGAGAGAGAUGCUGAUAAUAAAUCCCCUAAGGAAGAAGAAGAAGGCAAUGUAUCAGACGGUGCUCAAAAAGAGGAAGAUAAUGGUGAGUUUAAAACAGCCGAAAGCCCAAAAAAGAAAAACAAGAAAAAGUCCAAAAACAAAACAGAAGAUGAUGCAACAGAUAAGAAACAGCAAGAAGCUGAACAAAAAAACCGUGAAAAGGAAGAGCUUCAAAGAAAAGCACUGGAAGCAUUAAAGCAGCAACAGCAAUUUCAACAGCAACAGAAAAUUGCAGAACAGCAAAGGUUAUUAGCUGAACAAAACAGAAGGGAAGAGGAAAUCAGACUAAAACAACACCAGCAACAACAACAACAAAUGCAACAACAUUUAUUGUAUCAGAAAUAUCAACAAGAACAACAAAGAAAACAACAACAACAACAACAACAGCAGAGUAUGGCAUCCACAUGGUCACGUGUUUCAGCCUCAAACUCAGCUCCCUCUUUGGCAGAAAUCCAACGAUUGCAAGAACGAAAAGAGGCCGAGCUACAAGAGCACAUGAAAGCGAUUCAACAGCACGAAUUGAUGCAACAACAAAAGAGAGCUUUAGCAGCAAGUUGGGCGCAGCAUCAAGGAUACCAGCAGCAACAACAACAAAAAGUUAAAUCUUUGAUCGACAUUCAAGCUGAGGAAGCAAAGAAAGUAAUGCAGCAGCAACACAUAAAACAACAGCAUCAACUGAAGCAACAACAGCAGCAGGCUCGACAGCAACAACAGGGCUACAACUCGCUGCCAUGGAAUGCUGCUGGUCAACCGAUCCACGCUAAACCCAACAAACCGGACUCAAACGCUAUGUUUUGGGACGAUGUUAUCGGGUUGCCAUCAAGAGUGAAUGGUUCUAUGAACAACCAACCAAAGGCGCAACAACAGAGAAAAGCUUACAGUGAUUUUCCUCCAGUAUCAACGAUGAAUAAAAUGAACAAACGAGACAUCAAAGAGCAGGAAAUUGUUAACAGGAUAUUUCAAGCACCAACGCCAAGUUCAGACUUUGUGAACUGGGUUGAACGAAAUUUACCUGCUGUCAAGAGAGCUAUCGAUGUGCCGACUGUUGUAUCCUUUCUUCAAGAUAUUGAAUCACCUUAUGAGAUUCACGAAUACAUGCGCACAUAUCUGGGUGACAGCAAGGAACAGAAAGAAUUCGUGCGAGAAUUUCUGGAACGUCGUAAUAAAACUGAUCCAAACCAACAAAGUGCAAAGAAACUACCAGGAAAGGUAAUGGACAAUAAACAAUCGGCUGCCGGUACGCCAGACGACGAUGGCUUUGAAGAUGUAAAGAAAAACAAGAAGAAGAAGAAAAUGCAGAAAGUAAAUCCUAACCUCCUCGGAUUCCAAUGCAAUGCUGCUCCAGAAAUUUUAAAUCGAGAAGGAGAAGUUGAAAGCGUGGCUACUGCAGUUGCGAAAGGGAAGAAAUAAAGGCUGAUAUUAUUUUUUUUAUAUUUUCGUUAUCAUUUUUCUUGGGGCAGCAAUUCAUGAUUUUCUGAACAAUGUUCACAUUUUUUUAUCAGAUCUAGAAAAACAGGCUCAAUAAAUUUUCUCGUUUAUAUUUCGUUAUUCCUAACAUUAAACUUGAUCUUCGACACUCUGUUUCGCGUUUUUAUCUUACGUUCUUCGUUGUUUUGUGUGGUGGUGUAAAUGUAUUUGUUACUUUUUUCCUUUCCUUUUAGUGCAGUUGUUUUUUUUGUCAUAUAGAGACGGGUUUUACUUCUAAAAUAGAAGCAUCUAGUACAUCAAUAAUCAUCAUCAUUAGUUUGUUGUUUUCUCUCAUUUUAAACGGCGUAUGAUCCUAUGGUUCUUGUUUCAUCACAUUGUACAGAUAUUAUUGGCUUGUCAUUAUUAUAAAACGAUAAAAAUCGAUUGCUUUCUUAUCGUUACUCGAAAGCAAUCGAUAGCUUACUUUAGUUUUAAUAAUCUAACUAUAUAAUGGAGAUAUAUUCGACACGAUCCGUGAUAAUACUUGUUAGCGUUACUUUUGUAUAUAUUCACCGGAUAAAAUGUCAGUAACGAAACAUUUUUUUUAUUUUAUGCCACUUCAAAUUGUUUUAUUUGUAUCCAUGGAAGUAACUUUCUGGUACACAUAACCCAUGUAUGACUUUUCGUUAUUGUGCGUAAAGGUCUUUUGUAAGUAAAAGUGAAAAGUUCGAGUUUAAACCAUCUUUUUUGAGUUUUUAUAUAGGUACGCAUUUAAUCACUUUACUUCCAGUUUCUUUCAGUGUUUUUACUGAUAGGAGCUAAUAAACUUCCUGUUGACGAGGUUGUUUUUAUGUUGUGUUAUUGUUUUUCAUCCGGACCAGACUGUUUAUAGAUGAUGGAAAAAUAAAACAGAGCAUAUAAAA